Peromyscus eremicus (cactus mouse) is the source of this 774-nucleotide messenger RNA. RefSeq names its product tetratricopeptide repeat domain 32 (gene Ttc32). The transcript has 3 exons. The record is from RefSeq and is a predicted model, not a curated record. Bases 59 to 505 code for a protein of 148 amino acids. NCBI's taxonomy places the organism in Eukaryota, Metazoa, Chordata, Mammalia, Rodentia, Cricetidae. Gene Ontology annotation, molecular function: identical protein binding.
GACGGACGGGCGGGCGGGCGGGCAGCUGUGGUUCCGCCUCCCCCGGAGCGAGGCGGUCAUGGCCGGGCCGCCGGGCCGAGAGAGCCGAGAGGGGCCGGCCGCCCUGGCGCUAGCCCAGGCUCGCUUCGCCAGGGGCGACUUUGCCGAGGCGCAGGCGCUCUACUCCGCCUUCAUCGGGCAGUGCGCGAGUCGCGGGAGCAAAUGCAGCCCCAAGGAUUUGGCGACCGCAUAUAACAACAGGGGGCAAACCAAGUACUUCAGCGUUGAUUUUUAUGAAGCCAUGGACGACUACACGUCUGCUAUAGAAAUCCUGCCCAACUUUGAAGUUCCGUAUUACAACAGAGGCUUGAUACGCUAUAGGCUGGGGUAUUUUGAUGAAGCUUUGGAAGACUUCAAGAAGGCAUUAGACCUCAAUCCUGGAUUUCAAGAUGCUGUUUUGAGCUUAAAACAGACCAUUUUAGACAAAGAAGAAAAACAAAGAAGAAAUGCUGAGAAAAGUUACUGAAACUUAAGUUCUUGAAAUUUUAACUCAGGGUCCUUAAACCUACAUCUGAUUAGCUCUAAGAUGUACACAGAACUAUUUUGAUUAUGUGAGAGACUGCAUUUUAGAAGUGAAAGUAAAAUAAUAUGUUUAAUCAAAGUUACUCAUUUCAAGAGAGACCAUGUUGGAUAGAUCUUUUAAUAGAGUAAAUAGAUAAUAUCAAUGUACAUUAUUAUAACAAAAUAUUUAAAUCGGUAUGUAUGAUUUUUAGUAAAGGUUUUAUUUUUACUACA